This is a messenger RNA of Morus notabilis, 1419 nucleotides long. Its product is annotated as trans-resveratrol di-O-methyltransferase. The record is from RefSeq and is a predicted model, not a curated record. Bases 1 to 1419 code for a protein of 472 amino acids. Gene Ontology annotation, biological process: methylation. NCBI's taxonomy places the organism in Eukaryota, Viridiplantae, Streptophyta, Magnoliopsida, Rosales, Moraceae. Gene Ontology annotation, molecular function: O-methyltransferase activity; S-adenosylmethionine-dependent methyltransferase activity; protein dimerization activity. The transcript has 4 exons.
AUGUCCUGUAGCAAUAAUUGUUUGUGGUGUGCUAGGCUGUGGGUUCAGUUGCCUAGAGAUACUGGACGUAGAAGUUUGGGCCUUAAGACUUUUCUUUCUCUAUCUUCUUCAAUUAUUGAUCUACUUCAAGGCAAAGAGUCCAAUGAGUUGUUCCAAGCACAAUCUCAUUUGUACAAGCAUAUGCUGUCCUUCAUAAGUUCCAUGUCUAUCAAAUCUGCUGUUCAGUUGAGCAUACCAGACAUAAUCAACAACGAUGGCCAACCCAUCACUCUCUCUGAGUUGGCCUCUGCACUUGAUAUUCACCCAACAAAAGCCGGUUUUAUCCACCGUCUCAUGUGCCUAUUGGUGCACCAUGGCUUCUUUAAUUCUGCAAAAAUUGGUCAUGAUGAGGAAGCAUAUGAUCUGACCCCUUCUUCUAGACUCCUCAAAGAUAAGAUCCCUUCCCUGUCACCCUUUGUUAUGUCAUUGCUUGAUCCAGCUUUGAUAACUCCCUGGCAUUUACUAGGAAACUGGUUUCAAAAGGAAGAGAAGAUGCCACCCUUUGAGUCAGCACAUGGGAUGAGCUUUUGGGCCUAUGUAAACAAGAAUUCUGACUUUAACAAUCAUUUCAAUCAGGCAAUGGCCAUUGACUCGGGGAUGAUGAACUUGGUUGUUAAAGACUGCAAGCCUGUUUUUGAGGGACUAAGUUCAUUGGUCGAUGUAGGUGGCGGAACCGGAACAAUCUCCAAAAUCAUCAUUGAGACAUUCCCUCAUAUAAAAUGCACAGUGCUUGAUCUACCCCAUGUGGUUGCUAAUUUGCCAGCCACUGAAAACUUGAAGUUUAUUGGCGGUGAUAUGUUUCAAGGUAUUCCUUCAGCGGAUGCAAUAUUACUCAAGUUGAUGUUACAUUGUUGGAGCGAUGAGGAAUGCUUGAAGGUUCUGAAGAUAUGCAGAGUAGCUAUUCCAAGCAAUGGAGGUAAGGUCAUUAUAACUGACAUAGUGAUAAACAAGGACAAAGAUGAUCCAGAAUUGACUGAAGGAAAAUUAUACUUUGACCUGUUGAUGAUGAUUUUGGUUACUGGGAGAGAGAGAAGUGAGAAAGAUUGGGAAAAGCUAUUCUUGGAGGCUGGUUUUAGUCACUACAAGAUAACACCCUUGUUUGGUUUAAGGUCAUUAAUUGAGGUUUUUCCUCGGAAACAAUUAAGUAGUAAUGAAAGUGUACAUUUGAGAACUAGUCUCAUUUCAAUGGUGGCUCGAAACUCAAUGCAAUUGUUUGUUUUUCUUCCUGGUCUACACCCCAAGCUAAUGAACAAAAUGCAAAUUGGAAGUGAUAAAACUAUUAAGAACAAUGAGUAUAUUGAGAGUGCUGAUGAGAAUGAAGUUUUUGCCAUAACGCAAAUCACUGUCACAGAUUGUGGAUGUGGAUGGGCGUCAAAUUAG